GAAACUCAGACUAUUAGAAGUGUCACAGCUGAAUACUCAACCUUAAAUAACUGAGAUUUGGACGUUACUUGGACUUACCCAAAAUUGCGGACAUUUCUUGAGUUUACAGAAUUUAUCAGGUUUUGUUCACAAUGAACUUGGUGCUUCAAAAGGCUUUCCUUUGUUGUGUGCUUUCUACGCUUCUACCUUCUACAAGAGCCAACCCUCUAAAUAGAGAUGAUUUAAAAAGGCUUAGUGAUUGGCUUCAGGGUGAGGUGUGGAGAGAAGUUCGCAGUGCGUCACUUUUGCACGAGGAUGACUCAACGUCUCCGCCUCUUGAACAGAACAGUGAUACGGAGUCAUACGUACCACAGCACAGGAGUUUAAGGUCAAAGAGAACAGAACCAGCCUACUCGGUAAAAAGAAUCGAAAAGGCGGGCUGUAACCUUGCCACCUGCUCCGUGCACGAGCUCGCCCACCUGUUGCACAUAAUGCGGACCAAGAUGAACAACGCCCCCCCUGACAAGAUCGGCUCUAAGGGCUACGGUCGUCGACGAAGGCGGUCGCUCCCACCAACCCACCCAACUUUCGAUGAAGGCCGUCUAAAGCUGGCCUUGCUCCAAAACCUUAAAAGGCACAAAGGUGUUGAAACAACAACAACAAGUCCAAGCAACUGGAUCAUCCUUCUCUCUAUCAUGUGCUUGAUGAAUGGGCCAGAGAAGGAUUCAGGUCGCUUGGAGAGAAUGAGUGCUUGUGGGAUAAGGAGGACUCCCCAUCAGUUGGGAGAAAAUUUGAUGUUUUUUUUAAAAAAAAAGUCUUGUUUGGGUCUAAGGCAGUACGAGAGGACAUAGAUGUGUCCUCUGCUGGUGGAACGAGGGAACAACCAAGGACACGCCCACUGCCUACUCUACCUGCCAAACGAUGACAGAGGAGGACACAGAGAAUAUAUCAAGAGGGAAAGAGGACUAAGACUGUUUAAGUUAAUAAUCCUGGACCUCUUUUUGGAAGUAUUAAGUAUUGUUGUCCUCAAGAUGUGUUUUGGGACAUCUACAUACUUGAAGACUUAUAGCUGUAUCUAUACCUUGGGAGAUGUGCAAUAAUUUAAAUUCACAUGAUUAUGUAGUCUAUUAUUAAUGUAUAUUUAUGUAUAUUAUGAAAAAACUGUAUAUUACUAAAUAUGCAUAUAUUUAUACCUAUAUAAUGUACAUGUACUCUUUAGAUGAAACUAUUGUAUACGUAAAAAGGGCAUUGUACAGUUUUAAGUUUAUUUUGAAACGUCUAACCAAUGACUUAUAAUGCAAAUCAUUUUCCAGGAGUGAAUUCAUAAUGUUACAGCUGUUAAAUAACCACAGAGAGAGAGAGAGAGAGAGAGAGAGAGAGAGAGAGAGAGAGAGAGAGAGAGAGAGAGAGAGAGAGAGAGAGAGAGAGAGAGAGAGAGAGAGAGAGAGAGAGAGAGAGAGAAUGUAAAUGUGAAUAUAAUAUUGUAUUACCUGAAUGAGAAGUACAAUUGUGUUUGUUUGGGUGCCAUAUAGAGCUUUAAAAGCGGAAUAAACAUCUUUCAAUACAA
Molecule: messenger RNA, 1546 nt
Organism: Misgurnus anguillicaudatus (oriental weatherfish)
Lineage: Eukaryota; Metazoa; Chordata; Actinopteri; Cypriniformes; Cobitidae
Gene: admb
Product: adrenomedullin b
Biological process (GO): adrenomedullin receptor signaling pathway; positive regulation of heart rate; adenylate cyclase-activating G protein-coupled receptor signaling pathway
Cellular component (GO): extracellular region
Molecular function (GO): adrenomedullin receptor binding; hormone activity
Source: RefSeq, a predicted model, not a curated record